AACCAUACCCGGUGUUGCUACAGAUGAAACUGGCGAGGAAAAAUGCCGGUAAACGUGUUUUAAGUUGCAGCUGUUUGCCCCCUUUUUUUGUUGAUGUCAUCAUGUUUUUUCAGGCACAAAAGACAACGUGAAAAGGUCGAUAUGAUUGGGGUCAUUCGAACCCUCACUAAACGGAUGUUUUCGCCGAAAUAUCUGUUGCUAACGAACACAGUUUCCAGCGGCGUGUUGUUAUCGCUAGGCGAUAUUUUACAACAGUUCAACGAACGUCGGAUAGCCAGGAAAAAGUUACUUUUGAAAGUAAAUGCUGCCUCAGCCUCAGGGACUGUCGACCAUAUACAUGUAGGAGAGGACGAUGUACGGGGAGCAGUACCCGCAUUUAACUGGAUUCGGACAGGUAGAAUGUUGACAAUAGGGAUCCUUCUUGGGCCUCUCAACCACUACUGGUAUCUAGCCCUCGACAAGUUCCUUCCGGGUGUGAAAGCAAGAACUGUAGCCAAGAAAAUUCUUUUAGAUGAGCUUAUAGCGUCACCAGUCAUGACUUCAACAUUUUUCGUCGGCAUGGGGUUACUAGAAGGAAAGACACUGGCUGAAAGUGUUGAUGUGCUAAAAAAGAAAUUCUUAACUGUUUACAUGCUCGACUGGUGCGUCUGGCCGGCCUGCCAAGCCAUCAACUUCACCUUCGUUCCCAUGCACCUGAGGGUGGUCUAUGUCAACACUGUCACCUUAGGCUGGGACACCUUCCUGUCAUUUAUAAUACACACGUACCAGCGAUGACGUCACUCCACCCUGCCGCUACCAUAUCCAUCCAGAAAUCCAUCCAAAACUGAAAUUAUUUUGUACGAGUAAUAACCCAAGCAAAUGCUUUAUCGUGAGACAAGGUUUUGUCAAACGCUCCAGAAGUAAUAUAUAUUUCAUGAAAUGUAAAUUAAUAUUCUAUGUGUACAUAAGCAUUUGUUGACAAAAUGAUACUGGGCACAGCUGUCCAUGAUAAUGAAUUGUUUCUCCCAAAUACGGGUUUUUUAAGCAAAUUUGAAUUUUAAAUGAUUACAAAAACCCGAAAGAUCGCUUCAUACCUUUUUUGUUUAGAUUAUGUAAAUAUGCUUCAUUAUAAGCGAGAUGUGAUAUCAGGAUAGUUGUUUUAAAGGUCCUUGAUUUCUUUGUGUGUGGGUGUACAUGUAUUGAUAUCAAUACAAGACUCGCCAAAACAUCAGAACACGUCAAACAAUUCUGCUUUCGUGCUGUGCUUGCCUCCGUGAUGAAAUUGUUUUCAUAUCAUUUGACCACGGGAACUGUUAAAACAUAACAAUGCUGUAAAUCCCUUAAUUUAAGAACUAACAAUUAAAUUGGUCGGAGCGAGCUGAA
This is a messenger RNA of Patiria miniata (bat star), 1362 nucleotides long. Its product is annotated as mpv17-like protein 2. The transcript has 4 exons. NCBI's taxonomy places the organism in Eukaryota, Metazoa, Echinodermata, Asteroidea, Valvatida, Asterinidae. The record is from RefSeq and is a predicted model, not a curated record. Gene Ontology annotation, biological process: mitochondrial ribosome assembly. Bases 94 to 774 code for a protein of 226 amino acids. Gene Ontology annotation, cellular component: cytoplasm; membrane.